AGGCGUAAACAUAACAUCAAACUCGUUCACUUCCAGAUCGCAGUCCUCGCUUGCGUGCUCGCCGCAGCCAACGCCGGAGACCUCGGAGCAGUGGCCUACGAGUCUUACGGCGAACCUUCUUACGCAGCCGGUUACGCAGCCUCGACCUUGGCCGCGACCUCUGAGAACGUGUACCGCAGCGCCGGCAACCUCAACACCAUCUCGACUCAGUCCAGAACCAUCGCAACUCCCUACUCCACCAGCAACAAGCACUUCACCAGCGUCACCAACCCCGGAGUCUACGCUCAUGCUGCCCCAGUGGCCACCUACGCAGCCGCUGCCCCAGUUGCAACUUACGCUGCACCAGUGACCAGCUACGCCGCAGCUGCCCCUAUUGCUCAUGCCGCUCCGGUAGCUACUUACGCCGCCGCUGCCCCUAUCGCCCACGCCACCUACGCAGCUGCGCCCAUUGCUAGUCACACGACCUACUCGGCUGCUCCCCUCACCUCUGCCAGCGCCAUUGACACCGGUUACGUUGAUCCAGCUCCCAUCGCCACCGGAUACACCGCUCAUGCAGCCCCCAUCGCCUCCGGAUACGUCGCCCACGCUGCCCCCGCUGCUGGAGCGUACGCAGCUGGUCACGGCUACUCAGCUGGAAUCGGUUACGCCGCUGGUCACGGAUACGCUGCCCGAUCUGCUCACCCAUCCAGCCUUCUUGGAGUCGCUUACUCCCCAGCCGUUGCUGUGUCGCACAUGACCUACAGCAGCCCCGUUGGCGUCAAUUACUCCUGGUAAUUUAGACGAGAGAGAACAAUAACGGACUGAUUGUUGCCAUUUUUACCGAUGCUUUCUUCCUAGCAUUCUGUAUUAUGUGAAAAUGUUGUAACUAUAUAAACUUUAUGUACAUACAUUUA
This is a messenger RNA of Nasonia vitripennis (jewel wasp), 893 nucleotides long. Its product is annotated as pupal cuticle protein C1B. Lineage: Eukaryota; Metazoa; Arthropoda; Insecta; Hymenoptera; Pteromalidae. The transcript has a single exon. The record is from RefSeq and is a predicted model, not a curated record. The annotation marks the transcript as partial.